Messenger RNA from Chiroxiphia lanceolata (lance-tailed manakin), 5471 nucleotides. It is a transcript of the gene SMCO3, whose product is annotated as single-pass membrane protein with coiled-coil domains 3. Lineage: Eukaryota; Metazoa; Chordata; Aves; Passeriformes; Pipridae. The transcript has 3 exons. The record is from RefSeq and is a predicted model, not a curated record. The coding region runs from base 3695 to 4372 and encodes 225 amino acids.
GGCUGAGGCUAUGGUCAGUGGGGUUAUCUUACUGAUUUAAGAAGACCAGUCACGGUGGUUUAACUUUGCAGUGGAGUCAUCAAUUGAGCUGAAACUCACUGACACAUUUCACAGAUAAUCCGAGCUUUUAGGUACUGAUGGUCUUGGCAGGAAGCUGGAGUUCAGUAUUCACUUCCCUGUCUGAAACAGUAAGCAACAACUUAUUGCUGUUAUCCAAAAAGAUCUGAAUAGAACAGGACUGCACAAGCUGCUGGUCAGCUGGCUAGUCAAAAGUAAGGACUGCCAAAAACACCUAUAUGAACUGCUUGACUCUUGAAGCAGCUCCAUAUAAGCUUGGUGCUCCCAUUUCCUUGGAAAUCUUGCAGCAAGGAAUACAGAAUUUAGGUACAAGAGAAAUAUUAGCAUUAGAAAUGUAGACACUUAAGGAAUUUGGAUGUCACCAGGUUUUACCGGAUUAAAGGGCAGAUCACUGGGAUGCAGGCCUCAACCAUUUUAACAAAGGCUUGGAAUCCUUCACAAGGUGGCUUCAGCACCCUGAAAGCUUCCUCUGAGUAGUUAGCUGCUGUUUUCAGGCUUUUUUUUAUGGAUCUGUGCUCUUGAGGGAUAGGCUGAAGGAAAACACAAAGUGAAGAGGAGGAUAGAGAGCCAAGUCUGAGGUGUUGCGAUGUUCAGCUCGAGGAGGAGCUGCCUUCUGUGGUAUUUGGUGUUCUCAUUUUGUUGCAGCAUUUUCACAAUAUUGGCAUAGUCUAUGAGAAGUUCUGAUCUUGAAGGGACAAGACAGGUGAACUCAGUAACUCUUGAAUAGCAGACUCUACUGCUUCAGGGAAAUUGUCAUGUUUCAACAUCACUGCAAUAGAUGCACUGGUGAUGUUUUCUAGUGCCCCCUUGUAAAUCCCAGAAAGUUCCUUUACUGCAGCAGUCUUGUCCUGCAGGGAGGUGAUAGGACCAGGAAUCUUAGCCACAAAGUGUGGCCGAUGCUUUCCUGUACAUCUUUGUCAUCUGUUUCCAUGGUGACUUGCAUAUCUCUCAAAGCAUUGACCAAGAGCUGCAGCUUUUCUUUAAUGCCGAAGUGUUCUUUCACAUGAUGGGGAAGCUGGUGCGAACUUGCACAUUGAAGAGUGAGAAUAUUGUGUUGGUUGAAGUGACAUAGACAUACAUUGCCAUGCAGAUUCCGGCAGACCCUGAACAGCCUUUUUUUAUUACUAUUAAAGCCAAGGUGGGUUAACGUUUCUGGAGUAGAAUCUGACUCUGAAAAGCAAACAGAAGUAAUACAGAAGAUGUUAAUACAGUGGAGUUGCAGGGGAAUAAAAGUGGAUAUAUUUUUGACUACAUUUCUGAAACCAAUUGUGCAAAUUACCAACCCACCUGACGCAUCCUUCUCCAAGACAUUAGUUAGAAGAAAACACAGAAAAAGCUCUUUGACAGCCUUUUCAGGAGUCUUACCAAGCAGGCCACUAAAAUGUGAUGUAAACAGCUGCAAGUGUCAUUACUCUUCUGGCUGCAGGAAUUAUGACUUUGACCUUCAGCAUGCAAUCUUUAAAGUAAGAGAAGUGCUGUAGAUGAAUUAUGCUUGUGUUUUGAUGUUUAUUGGUAAAUUUGUGUGAGUCCUAGACAACAAUCUACUUUACAUCAUCCUUAGAACUAUAAUCCUUCAGUUUGUAUAUACUGGUGGGUGUACACAGAAUUAAACUCAUAUUCUUGGGAGGAGGGAGUAAACACAGCAAAAUCAAAUGCAUGACAUUACAUUCAAGAGACAAAGCAAUUGAAGACUGAGUAAUUCAAUAUUUUGUCAGGCUACAGUGCUCUGAGAAGUGACCCUUAUCAGUCAGUUCAUACAGCAACUAGAUGAUGCAAGCAACCCUUGAUAGGUGGAAGCACAAAACAUUCUCCUUGCUUGGGGUCCCAUCUUGAUGCCAUUUAGUCUGCUAAGAAGUUAUGCCCUUCUGCUUGCACCUAAAAAUUCUCCCAAAGCCAACUGCAGAUACAGUCCUGGAAUAGCAUGCUGUUGUUUUUGCUUGAGCCAGACUUCUUUAAAGCCAGACUGGUUGCAGCUGGCACAGAUAUUGCUGUGGUUAGAUGUGCAGAUAGAUGUGUCUUAGCAGUUGCAACUUCCCAUCCCACUGUAUACUUUCAAAGACUUUUUUCUCAGAGCUCAGUUCAACCCUCUGCCUUUUCCUGCAUUUCUUUCCCAUGGCAAAAGUAGUCUGAUAUUUUGUGAAAUAACAAAAUUGAUUUUAGCCUCCACUGCUGUUCAGAGCUGGAUGUGGGUCUCUGCACCACUUCUUCCAUUCUCAUGGCACCAGAGACCUGGCAAAUUGCAGUAAAAAAGGGUGACAGACACUCCAAAUAAAGUCUUUCGCUCAAACUUAAUAGGCCUGAAACAAUAGCUAAUAAUUUUCCCUAAAGACUCGAAGUAAAGCAGAAACAAAACUGCUUGCAUACUUUUCAAAUUAUUUUCUGUCAUGUUCCAAGUGAUAGAGGCUCUAGAAGAGAAGAAUUUGCAUCCAUUGCAAACACUGAAGACAUGAAAUCAGUUUCCAGCCUAUAGAAUCAGACACAGAGGCAGUUACCAGCCAGAUCAAUUCAAUUCAAUUCAGUCCAAUAUCAGAAGAUAUUCAGGACUACAUGGCAUCCUCAGUUAAAAGAAUAGGAGUCACAAUUAAUUGACGAUUCCAGAAUUGUAGUAGUUAAAUCAUUUAAUGUUCUCUCUCAGCUCAUCUUCUCAUGCCUACAGCUCUGACAAGAGAGUUUGGCACUCUGUAUUCAUCUGGGUUGAAUACAGCAGCUCAGCUUUCAGAUGAAAUCAAGUUAGCAUCACAGAGUAUUCAUUAUAUGCUUGAUUUUAUGCUUUCAUCUGAGAACUCAACUAUUCUCUAGAGGGGAAGCAGUAUUCCUGACCAGACUCCUGUGGGCUGCAGGUCCACCUUUCUAAGGAUCAGAGCAUGAAAGAUGUUUUGUUUGGUUGAAGACAGAAUUACAGCCUCAUCUUGCUGGGACAGACAAAGCCUGUUUUCACUGCCUGUGGUAUCUAUUUUUCUGUUUUUGUGGGACUGUUCAACUUUUCUUCCAUAAUUCACAGAUAUAAAAAAACCAGUCAUUGUAAAAACUCAUUAUUUCAAGACAUAGUUGCAAACAUGAAUAUUUAUAUUUCUAAACAAUAGAAAUUUAUAAAUCCCAAUGAAAAACUUAAUCCUGUGUCUAUUUGAACAAAAAGUGCUGUCCUACACCUUUUGUGUUUUGAGAACAGAAAGUAACACCAUCCCCUUUCAGCCAUUUCUGUAGGUACUUGUGAGGGUACCUCUGUUAGGAGGGAUUUGUGCUGUACCUAUUCCCUCCAGGAACAGAAGGUCUCUGGAGGAUCUAACAAUUGGGAACUAGCUUUAAGUAAACUGAAUUCUGUUAAAAUUGGAAGGAAGGGGAAAGGAGGAAGAAAAAUAGAUGAAUCUGGGUAAACAUCACACAAUAGAAUUAAUGACAAGCAGGCAGGCAACAGGACGGAGCUGAAGCCCAGCCUCCGGAUCCCUAACUCAUCACAUGCUGCUGGAAAACACCAGACGAACACAGGGGAAAGAGGCUGAAGUUACUGUCCCAUACACAUUUCAUCAGGAGCAUUCAGACAAAAUCAGCUUGAAGAAAAAGAUGUGUUAAAGAGUUUAAUCUCUUGACAGAGCUACAAGUAGCCUUUUUCUGAAGAAUGGCAUUGAGCGAUCUUCUUUACCCAGACAAUCCCAAGAGAAAGCAAGAAUUGAUCCAUUUGCAUCAGAAAUUGCUUGAGUGCAUGUCCACAAAUUUCCGUGCAACAAAUGAGCUGGUUGGAGUGCUGAAUGAACACCUGGGCUGUACCAUUUCCCACAUUCAGAUGAGAGAGAGCAGCACUGUCAAGGAAAACUGUGACAUAAUCAUUCAAGUGAUGAGUGAGAUUCAGCAUCAGGUACAGAAGAUUGAUAGUGACAUGAAGGAAAAGCUCGAGCCAGUGCUGUACCAGAAGCUAUAUGAUAUCAAAGAGCCUGAAUUGGAGAAAAUUGCAAUAGCCCAGAGAGUUUUUUCCAUUAUUCUUGGAGAAGCAACUUCAACAGCUGGGAUGGUAGCUGUCAAACUUCUUGGCUCCAAUCUUCUAACUUUCACUGUGAGCAAGCUCAUCGGUCUCCUUGCACAGAUUGGGGCAUCUGUUCUUGGGGGAAUUAGCAUUACCAUUAUUGGCCUUGGCAUUGAAAUGAUCCUCCAUGCCAUCCUGGGAGCUGUGGAGAGGAAUGAGCUGCUGACAGCUGUGAGAAGCUACGAGAAGCACCUGGCUGAGUUUAAAGCAGCCUCAGAAAAGUACCAGCAUGCCAUACAUGAAGUGACUUCUUUGGUGAGACAACAAGUUCAGUGAAUGAAGUCAGAGUUCUCUCUUCUCCUGUGACAGUGGCUGCAGCAGCUAUGCCUGAAGUAACCUUUUUGAUUCAUUAUCGCAAAUGAACUAUUGAUGGCUUUUUUUUCUUAUUAGUGGCAGCAGAGCAAGAGAUGUGACAAUUUUGGGAACUGGCAAUGAAAUAUAUUAAUAGGAAACUGGCUUAUAGGUGUUUUUGGGAGGCAAUGUUUCAGAUACUUUGUACCUUUCCUUCACUAUUUUCUGGAAUGCAUUGUAGAUAGCCUUGAACUGUAAUUCAUACUAGUGGCAAUAAUACUCACUGCUGGAGCAGUGGUGGUGAGGAGGUGUGAUUUUUCUCUAUGUUUCUAUAUACAUAUACAUAUAUAUAUAUUUAUCAUAUACAACAUGAUGGGAGAAAACAAUUUCAACAAGGCAAUCCAUGCCAACGUCUGGAGGCUUCAUCAGGACAGCUGUGGUUGCCAAACUCUUAGUGUGGAUUAGUGCUAAAUCUGAUAGACUGGAUUCCCUGUUCACUGAACUACUUAUAAGGACUAGCUGAAUCAUAUUUAGCUCCUAUUUCCUGUCCCAUCCCUGCCUAAGGAGCCAGCCAGAGAUCUUUAAAUAAACUCUAAUCCCAGUAGAUUGGCAGGUAAGAGAAGCCUGGGCCAACAGGUACACACACACAACCUGGCCCCACAGCUGAGAGAAACCAGCUGCCACGUUCCAGGUGUGCCUGGCUGUGAAUAACCUCUUAUGCUUGUUAAUGCUCUGCUCCUACAAACUCACAGGUAAAAACUUCUUUGCAAAGCUGCUGUUUUGUUGAUUGAAAUGGAAUAAUACAAAUGUACAAGUGCCUGUAGGAUUGCAGCCCUAUUAAUGCACUGAAGUUAUUUUCGAAUGCUUUACCCAGUCCCACUAAUGUGAGACUGCCAAGAGUAUGCUCAGAUUCUUCAUUUCACAAUAUGCUACCAAAUGUCCUUAUUUUUUGGAUUUUAAAACAAAAGCUGGAAAGAAGAACAUGAUUUGUAGUCUCUUGCUCUGAUUUGCUGUGGAUUGCUUUCUUUUGAUUUUAGAAAAAAAAAGGUAAUUUAAGAUUUAAUAAAAAUGUGCAUAUUGUAAG